AUGCUCCUCCUCGGCCUCACUGGCAGUAUCGCCACUGGCAAGUCCACCGUCUCGAGAAUCCUGUCGGCGCAUCCAUACUCGCUACCUAUCGUCGACGCAGAUCGGAUUGCACGUCAGGUCGUCGAACCAGGAACAGCCGGUUAUAGCAAAAUUGUCUCACACUUUGGACCAUCAACGCCCGACCUCCUGCUCCCAGCAGACCCCUCUACAGGUGGUGAGAAUGGACCCAACGGCAAAGGCAGACCGCUCAACCGGCCAGCGCUAGGGCGUCGGGUGUUUGGUGAGGGGAAAGAGUCGGAUAGGAAGGUUCUAAACAGCAUCGUGCACCCGGCUGUCCGUCGCGAGAUGUACAAGCAGAUGCUUCAAGCAUACCUCAAAGGCCACUGGGCUUGCGUCUUGGAUAUACCCUUGCUCUUCGAGAGCGGUUGGGAGCCGCUAUGUGGAACCAUCAUGGUGGUAGCAGUCAAAGAUGCUGAAAUUCAGAUGCAGAGGCUACUUGCUAGAGAUGCACAUCUGACCGAAGAGGAUGCACGAAACAGAGUUGCCAGUCAGUGGGACGUCAGGGACAAGGCCGCAAGGUGUCUGCGUAGAGGAGAGAAGGCUGGAGUUGUUGUCUGGAACGACGGGGACCAGGAGCAGCUGAAGCGUGAGAUCGAUAGAGUCAUGGAAGUCGUGAGGGCAGGCUCUCCGUCCUGGUGGUCAUGGUUGCUCUUGUUCUGCCCGCCGCUGGCUGUUGCUUCCGGAACUUGGAGCUAUCUCAACGGCAUGUGGGUGAAANAGAGCUGGGAGAAUGAGAAGCUGAAAGAGAAGGCAAAGCUGUGA
Molecule: messenger RNA, 822 nt
Organism: Aureobasidium musti
Lineage: Eukaryota; Fungi; Ascomycota; Dothideomycetes; Dothideales; Saccotheciaceae
Source: the annotation of a GenBank genome assembly